CCCACUUAUAUAACAUGGCAGAUCGAGGACGGAGUCGCAGGUCUGAUUCAAGAAAUGGUCAUGUCUCAGAGAAUAAUACUUACGACCAGCAAGGUCGACAUGAUGAUGAGAGUGAUGAAUAUCCCGAGAGCAUUGGAAUGGAAGAUAGGAGUGGAGGGAUAACUGAUGAUCUGGGCCCAAGGCGUAGGGAUAUUGUGCCCUGGAAUGGAGGAUAUCAUGGCGACGAAGAGCGAGAAUUGCAAAGCCCAGCGCAUUCAAGGGUUUCGGAUAGGGAAUACAGAAAUAGGAGUUUCCUAUAUUAUGAAGAGCAUCGUUCGGAUAGAGGAUACAGAAACAUGGCUUACAGAAAUACCGAGAUUCAAAAUGUAGAUUACCGACAACAACUGAUGAAAAGACAGCAAGUGUAUGAAAUGGCCGAACACAGGGCUGAAGAUUAUGGUCGUGCUGUGCAACAUCAGGGUCCUUCAAGGAUGAGCUACAGGGAGAGUGGAUUUUAUGUUCAGCAAGAUCGAGAUCCAAAUGAAAGAGCUUAUCCAGAAAACAUGGAAAUGAGUUACGAAGAGCGCGGGCUACCUGCCGUUUAUUCACACCAGUACCCUGCGCCGGGGGAGAUGCAAAUGGAUCGUGGCCCCCAACCCAGUUUGCAGCUCCAUCAAGGAUAUCAACAUUCAGCUGCAUGGCACACUCAAGUUCCAUUUGUAGUUGUACCACAACCACAGCAUCAACAACAGCCGCCUCAGCCAGAGGAGGAGGAAGAGAAGAAGCCGAGAAAAGUUUGGUGGUAUACCACUUGUCGCGUCUUCUCUGCAGUCUUGAUCAUUCUCAAUCUUGUUUCAGAUUGGCUGCAAUACUCCGACAUGAGCGAUCCUGUUGGGGAUAUAAAAGAGAUACUCAGUGGAAAAAAGGAAAUCUGUGCCAACGGUCAAAAGACGGACAAAAGUGAAAAAAACGCUGAACAAUUCUUGUAUUUAACCAUUGCAGGGACCGUGAUUGCUGUUCUACAAAUGGCUAACAUCAUCUAUCAGAUCGUUCAGAACCACCGACUACAGCCUGAUAUUGAAAUCACCGAUUAUGUGGACGAGCGAACCGAAAUUUUUCUUGUAAACGCAUUUAUAAAAAUUCCACAAAAUUUUUUACUUCAUCGCUUCGAAGAAAGUUUAUCUGAAACAUGUUUCGAAUGCAAAGUGUGGGACGCCGGGAGAAUCAGACGUUUUCUAAACGGCCUGUCUGCUCUUCUAAGCACUGGUUGGCGUUAUUUGACGAACCUGAAGGUUUCAGCCGGUAACACAAAAUGUGACUGUUCAAACGUCUGUUCUAGAUUUUGUGAAAAAUUUGUCGCUUGCCUGACCGCUUGUUUGACCAAAUACCUAAAGAAAUGCUUCCGUGGUUUGAUCAAGUGCUGUUGUCCAUGUUGCUGUUGUUGUUUUGACUGUAAGACGUUUAUUCCUUGUUGCUGCUGCUAUAUCAGUUGUAUAAAAGGCAAGAUGUCAACCGAGUGUGUCUGUAGUAACUGCAAACUUUGCGACCCAAAAGCGCCCUCUGUCUUCGCGGACCUGGCCGCUUUACCUACCGGUCUGUACACGUUCCUAUACACAGCUAGGAUAGUGAAAUACUUCUGUGGCAUCUCCUCCAUACUUGUAUUUUCCUGGUAUACUGAUGUGGCUAAUUUUAUUACCGGAAAAAUAUUUUUCUGGCUUUGGGACAAAAUCUUUUAACUAUAUAUUUAGA
Messenger RNA from Saccostrea cuccullata (small rock oyster), 1728 nucleotides. RefSeq lists its product as uncharacterized. The transcript has 2 exons. NCBI's taxonomy places the organism in Eukaryota, Metazoa, Mollusca, Bivalvia, Ostreida, Ostreidae. The record is from RefSeq and is a predicted model, not a curated record. Bases 15 to 1715 code for a protein of 566 amino acids.